Messenger RNA from Panicum hallii, 684 nucleotides. RefSeq lists its product as uncharacterized. The coding region runs from base 1 to 684 and encodes 227 amino acids. The record is from RefSeq and is a predicted model, not a curated record. NCBI's taxonomy places the organism in Eukaryota, Viridiplantae, Streptophyta, Magnoliopsida, Poales, Poaceae. Gene Ontology annotation, molecular function: protein binding. The transcript is spliced from 2 exons.
AUGGACGACGGCAAGCUUUCGGCGGCGACCAACCUCCCGGACGACCUCGUCGUGGAGAUCCUGUCGCGCCUGCCGGUGCGGCCGCUCCGCCGUUGCAAGUGCGUCAGCCGCGCGUGGCGCGACCUCAUCUCCCACUCCCACCACCGCCGCAGGCUCGCGCAGACCGUCUCGGGCUUCUUCUACCAUCUCCACGUCGACGCCUCCUGCCCGCCCAUAGUACCCUACUGGCGCUUCACCGCCUCGUCACCUCCUCCUCAUCCGCAGGGCUCGCCGCCUCCGGCCGCCGUCGAUCACGCCUUCGCGUUCCUGCCAUCGACGAGCUACGCGACGACCGACACGGAGCUGCUGGACUCCUCCGAUUACCUCCAAGGGAAGCGGCAGACCCGCCUGGCCGCGCUGGCCUUCGACCCGGCCGUCUCCUCCACGCGCUUCCACGUGCUCCAGCUGGUGGAGAAGGAUUGCUUCAGCUUCCCAUUGCUGUCCCAGAACCGCUUCGUCGUCGAGGCGGUGGAGAUCUACUCAUCGGAAACCAAGAGCUGGGUGGUCUGCGACUGCAGUGAGUGGAGGUUGGGCUUCCAGGUCACAUGCACCGGCCAGCAGGGGACCUACCACGACGGCUCCCUGCACUUCGCCCUCGACGACGGCGCGGUCAUGUCGGUGGAUACCAAGGGCGAGGCGUGGUAG